This is a messenger RNA of Enterobius vermicularis (human pinworm), 459 nucleotides long. The record is from the annotation of a GenBank genome assembly. NCBI's taxonomy places the organism in Eukaryota, Metazoa, Nematoda, Chromadorea, Rhabditida, Oxyuridae.
AUGGCUGAUUGGUCUACUGGUAUCAUUCUCGCUUCGGGUGCGAGAGGCCACGGUUUCGAUCACCGGCUGAGCCCUAUUUUCCAGCGCGCUUAUGCGGAAAGACGCGUUUUAGACUUUUUUACUUCAUACCUGAUUACCAGCCGCGGAGUUGGAGCCCGUGUAGCUCAGUUGGUAGAACAUCAGAGUUUUAAUCUGAGGGUCGUAUGUUCAAGUCCCACGAAAUACGAACGUCAGAUUCUCACAGGAUUGUUCCACAACCGAGAACGAUACGGCGGAGUUUUUAAAGCGAUGGACUUUCAGUCCAUUCUAGUUUCCCGGCGUGAGUUGAAAUCUCAUCGUGGCCGGCUAGCAGCUGGAGGCCGUCUAGCUCAGUUGGUAGAACAUCAGACUUUUAAUCUGAGGGUCGUGGGUUCGAGUCCCACGGUUUCCGCGCGUGAACUCGAAUCUCAUCGUGGCUAG